UGUCUUUCUAAAAGUGAGAAGGAUUCGCGCUCUUCUACAUAACAGAAUUAAUCACAGAAAUGGAGAUCGAGUAGAAUAGUAUCCAACCGUAGAAGAUGGCAGUCACCCCCUCCUUCAACAACAACCUCUUCGCCUCCGUUGAUAUGGGAACAAAUUCCUUCAAGCUCCUCAUCGUCCGCACCGAUUCCUCCACCGGCAGGUUCAUUGCCCUCGACCGCCUCAAAGAGCCAGUCGUCCUCGGUCGCGACAUCGUCUCCUCCUCAAAAAUAUCCGCCGCCUCGUAUGUCCACUCAUUCGAUGCCCUCACGAAAUUCCAGGAAAUCCUCUGCUCCAAUCGCGUUCCUCCCGCCCAUACCAGCUUUGUCGCCACCUCCGCUAUACGCGAAGCUUUAAAUCGAUCCGAAUUCACAACAAAAGUCCACCAGACCCUCGGCCUUGAAGUCAAUGUCCUGUCCGGCGAAGAGGAGGCGCGCCUCUCGUAUAUUGGGGUUCUACAAUUUCAUCCAGUUUUCGACAAAAAAGUCCUCACUAUUGACAUAGGUGGAGGUUCGACUGAAUUUGUGAUCGGGAAACAAGGCAAAGUUAUUGUUGGGAUUUCAUUGAAACUAGGACACGUGACUCUUACGGAAGAAUUUGUAAAGACUGGUGAACUUCAGUCUAUGCGAGAACACAUUAGGAGUGUGAUCCGAAAAUCUGGAUUGAUUGACAAAGUUGCAGAACAAAGAUUUGACAUUGUUAUUGGUUCUUCGGGAACAGUUCGAUCCAUAGAGAAGGCAAUAUUCUAUGGAUAUGGUGGCAGCUUGAUGGAUGAUGCUGGAUUGUUUGAAGGGCACAAGAGAGAUUGGAGAUUUGUCAAGGAAGAACUGGGAGACUUAGUUAGUAGGUUGUAUCUUGAAGAGGGUAGGAUUGAAUUGCUGGAUAAACGUGACAAAUUUUUCAAGAGGAGAUCAGAGUUUAUAGUGGCGGGUGCUGUGCUCUUAGAAGAGAUAUUUGUUGCACUUGGUAUAUUUGAGAUGGUGGUUUCUGGAUAUUCUCUGGGAGAGGGUGUAAUUGCAGAAAAAAUGUACGGUGUUUUGAAUGAAUUUGACUUGAAUGCAAAUGCACGAUGGCAUUCUGUUGUGCGCCUGGCCAAGAGGUUUAACAACAAAAAGAGGAUGAAAUCAGCUGCAUUAUGCAGUAGUAUUGCUAAGGAACUGUUUGAAAGUUUAAGGAAAUUGAUGGUUGUCUAUUGUGAAGAUAUGCAUAUUAUUUUAGACGAUAAAGAUCGUGAAUAUCUUGAAGCUGCUUGUUUGCUUCACAACAUAGGUCUCUUUUUGGGUGAAAAGGGUUAUCAUAAGCAGUCUUACAAGAUUAUCAUGAAUGGUGAACAUCUUCAUGGAUAUAACAGUGAUGAGGUCAAGAUAAUAGCCUUGCUUGCCAGACAUCAUAGGAAGAAGUUUCCAAAAUUGGAUAAUCACUCACAUGGGUUCAACCAAGAGGUGAAGCAAAAAUUCAGAAUCCUUUGUAUAAUUAUUCGUCUAUCAACCAUGAUAGAGCAUAACUUUCCAAAUGUCAAAGAAAUAGAUUUUUCCCAUUCUGAUGAAGGUUUCAAAAUGGUCCUUAAUGAGAGGAUGGGACAGAUUUCGUCAUCCCAAAACAACGUAAAGGAGGAAAUAAAGAAGGAGAUUGAACAUUUCAGAGUGGUACUUGAUCAGAAGUUAUCAGUCAUACUUCCUUCAAGAACAUCAGAGUUGUCAUAAAAGAUACUCAUCAAUGUGUCUGGUGGUGGAACACCAAAUCAUAUUAACUGUUACAUUGUGAAGUGUGAAUAAUUUUACUGUACCAGUUUUGGAAAAAAAAAGUUCAACAAGCCAUUGAACUAAUAUGGAAUGCUUAAAUUGACCACUCAUUGAACUUUAAAUUGUUUCAAUUAACCUAUCGGAAUUUCUUUAAUUGUCUCCAACAAGUCACUUUAUUUUGCCCCUUUUUUA
This is a messenger RNA of Impatiens glandulifera, 1970 nucleotides long. RefSeq names its product guanosine-5'-triphosphate,3'-diphosphate pyrophosphatase. The record is from RefSeq and is a predicted model, not a curated record. Gene Ontology annotation, molecular function: pyrophosphatase activity. The coding region runs from base 96 to 1739 and encodes 547 amino acids. The transcript is spliced from 7 exons. NCBI's taxonomy places the organism in Eukaryota, Viridiplantae, Streptophyta, Magnoliopsida, Ericales, Balsaminaceae.